Messenger RNA from Aspergillus heteromorphus CBS 117.55, 2208 nucleotides. RefSeq names its product geranylgeranyl pyrophosphate synthase. The transcript is spliced from 3 exons. The record is from RefSeq and is a predicted model, not a curated record. NCBI's taxonomy places the organism in Eukaryota, Fungi, Ascomycota, Eurotiomycetes, Eurotiales, Aspergillaceae. Gene Ontology annotation, molecular function: prenyltransferase activity. Bases 1 to 2208 code for a protein of 735 amino acids. Gene Ontology annotation, biological process: isoprenoid biosynthetic process.
AUGUUCAAGCAGUAUUCGCAUAUCCUCUCCCACAAGCGGCGUCGCAGCCGGGCCAGCACCGUCCAGGUCCUGUCCACCCCGUCCGAGCCUGCCUCGGACGUGCCCCCGGCCCCGGAGCCCGUCGAGGUAUGGACGCACUCGCAGCCCAUCGCCGACGACGAGCCCCAUCGCGAGGGAUGCUUCACCACCCUGUCGCCGCGCAUCCACAAGUACGACCAUGUCGCCCAGCGCGGCAGUGAUCGCUUCGUCGAGGACCUGCAGGCCACCCUCCAGACCUCCGAGCCCCCCGCCAGCUACCUCGCCUCACCCGUCGGCAACUACGCCAGCUUCCUGUAUCCCGAAUGCCUGCCCGAGCGCCUCGAGGUCGUCGCCUACCUGACCGAGCUGUGCGGGCUUCACGAUGGCAAACCCCCCACCGAGUCCGCCGACGUCCCCGUCGAGUCCCCCCGCACCGUCGCCCGCAAGGCCCUGCUCGACAAGGCCCUGGCCCAGCUGUCCGAGAAGGAGAUCGACGGCCACGAGAUCAUCGACUGCUACCGCAGCAACUGGCUCGUCACCCCCGAUGUGCCGACGGCCGAGAACUGCGCCAACCUGGACGACUACGUGGCCCGGAGACGGUUGAAUGCCGGCAUUGAUGUCUACUGGACCCUGAUGGGCUUCGCCCACGGCACCCGCCUGGGCAAAGAAGACCAGGCCGUCGUGCGCGACGCCCUGGACGCCGCCGAGCGCACCAUGUUCUUCACCAACGACUACUACAGCUGGCCCAAGGAGAAGCGCCUCGCCAAGAAGCGCCCCAUCGCCAACGUCAUCCUCUUCCUCAUGCAGCACCAGCACAUGUCCGAGGACGAUGCCACCGCCAAGACCAAGCAGCUCGUGCUCGACAACGAGGCCGAGUUCGUCCGCCGCCGCGACGCCCUCUACCAGGCGACCCCGGACCUGGCCCCCCAGCUGCGCAAGUGGAUGGAGGUGCUGGGUGCCGCUCUGGCCGGCAUCCACUACUGGUGCAAGAAUGCCCCGCGGUAUGCCGUGCCCGAGACGGCGGAGGAGAGCGAGGUCGAGGAGGUGGAGGUGGAGGUCGAGGGUGGGUCGUCCUCCUCCGCGGAGGGGGAUGAUGAUGAUGAUGACGAGGACGAGGAGGAGUCCUCGGACGACGAGACCUCCGCGGAUGACGCGGAGGAGGAGUCGCAGGAGGAUUCCGAGGCCGAGGACCGUGAACCUGUCGCGGAGAGGGCUGAGCCCGGGGAAGGGGCCGUGUGGACGCCCCUGGCCGGCGAGGACGAAAGCCCUGACAGCCAGCUGGACACAUCAGCCCUACUCGCCCCGACCAGCUACGCGCGCGCCAUCGCCGCCACGGCCCUGCAGACGGACCUCAUCGCCGCCCUGAACGUGUGGACGCAGGUGCCCAGCCGCCCGCUGGCCAGCAUCAAGCAGGUCAUCACCGCGGUGCAGGACGCGACGCACAUGCUGGAGGACCUGCAGGACCAGGCGUCCCUGCGCGAGGGCCGCACGCCCGCGCCCCUGGUCUACGGCCCGGCCCAGUGCCUCAACAGCGCCGCCUACACCUUCGUGCGCGUCGCCCGCAUCGUCUCCACCCUCAACUGCCCCGGCAUGCUCGACGGCCUGCUGCAGGACCUCGAGGCCCACUUCGUCGGCCAGUCCUGGGAGCUCAACUGGCGCUUCUCCACCCACUGCCCCGCCGAGGGCGAGUACCUGGCCAUGGUCGACCAGCGCUCCGGCGCGCUGUUCCGCAUGCUGAUGCGUCUCAUGCAGGCCGCCAGCAUGGGCGGCGGCUCGACCCUGGAUCUGGAGCCCCUGGCCAAGGCCCUGGGCCGCCUGUCGCAGAUCCGCCACGAGUAUCUGGGCCUGCUGGCCGACUCGUCGCGCCCCUUCGGCCAGGACCUCGACCACGGCCGCGUCACCUACCCCGUCGUGCGCGCCUGCAACCUCGACCCCGCCAGCAAGGUCGUCAUCUUCGGCAUCUUCCGCCAGAAGACCGAGGGCGCCGCCCUCCCCGUCGAGAGCAAGCGCCAGAUCGUCUCGCUCGUGCAUCAGACCGGGGCCCUGCAGGCCACCUAUGACCUGCUGCGUCAAUUGGGACGUCAGGUCACCCAUGCCCUCAGCGACCUCGAGACGGCCGCCGAGGAGCUGAACCCGGCCCUGCGUGCGGUCGUCAAGGCCCUGGCCGAUGUGCCGGCCCCGGGUCCCUGA